AAUCGCCUUGUAAGUGUUCUCCCUGUGUAACUAAGACAGGUGCAUCUACAAUUUUCUUGCAACUUUUGCGACCUUGCAGUCCAUGACAGAAAAUCUCCGCUCCGCUCCAAAAGGAUGACAUCAAGAUUACAACAACGUGGCAGUGCUCCCCGAUAUUAUUUUCCGAAAUGUCGGCGGCGAGGUCAACAAACGAGACGGGUCCAGAGUUAGAAACCCGUCCUUCCAGCGCCACAGAUGUUUCGUCAACGAGGAUGACUGUGAACAGCACAAGCCUGUCAGGAUCCGACACGUGAGACGGCCUCGUUGAAUAAAGUGGAGAUCCUAUGAGCUUUAUAAGCAGGGGAGAGAGGCUGAAUCUCUCCAGCUACUGCUCGAGCUAGCUCUUGCUCGAAACCAUGGCCGGAGGAUUUGCAGCAGGUCCUGGAGGAAGCCAGCAUGAAGGGAAGUUCACCGCCUACGUUGCUGUUGCCUGCCUUUUGGCAGCUACGGGAGGACUUAUGUUUGGAUACGAUGUCGGGAUCUCAGGUGGUGUCACCUCCAUGAACGAUUUCCUGGGAAAGUUUUUCCCCAGCAUUCUACGGAAGAAGCUGGAGCUUGCUGGAAAAGAAGGAAACUACUGCAAGUAUGAUGACCAGGGCCUGCAAGCGUUUACGUCGUCACUCUACCUUGCGGGUCUGGUGGCCACCUUCGCAGCCUCGUACACGACGCAGAGAUUCGGUCGGAAGCCAACCAUGCUGAUAGCGGGACUGUUCUUCAUCGCCGGGGUGGUGUUCAACGCUGCUGCGGAGAACCUGGCCAUGCUCAUCAUCGGCCGGAUCCUUCUCGGCUGCGGCGUCGGCUUCGCCAACCAGGCCGUUCCACUCUACCUCUCCGAGAUUGCUCCUACUCGUUACCGGGGCGGCCUCAACAUCCUCUUCCAGCUCAACGUGACCAUCGGCAUCCUCAUCGCCAACCUCAUCAACUAUGGCACUGACAAGCUCCACCCCUGGGGCUGGCGGCUUUCACUCGGCCUGGCUGGGAUCCCCGCGGUGCUGCUCACAGUCGGAAGCCUGUGCCUGUGCGAGACACCGAACAGCCUGAUCGAGCGAGGACACCUCGAACGAGGCAAGACCGUGCUCCGGAGAGUGAGAGGCACAGACAACAUCCACGAGGAGUUUGACGAGCUCGUGGAAGUGAGCCGGCUCGCAAAGUCGGUGGAGCAUCCAUACAGGAACCUCUUCUUCUCCCGAGCUUACAGGCCACAGCUCGUCAUCUCCCUGGCACUCCAAAUAUUCCAGCAGCUCACAGGGAUCAACGCCAUCAUGUUCUACGCGCCGGUGCUGUUCCAGACGCUGGGAUUCGAGAGCGACGCUUCCCUCUACUCGGCCGCCAUCACCGGGGCCGUCAACGUUGUCUCCACGGUGGUGUCCAUACUCACGGUUGAUCGCUUCGGCCGGAGAGUCCUCCUGCUGGAAGCCGGCGUCCAGAUGUUCCUCGCACAGGUGGUGAUAGCGAUCAUCCUGGGAACCGGGCUCAAGGAGGACGGUUCGCAGCUCUCUCACGCCGCCGCGAUCGUGGUGGUGUGCAUGAUAUGCACCUUCGUCUCGGCGUUUGCGUGGUCGUGGGGGCCGCUCGGCUGGCUCAUCCCCAGCGAGAUCUUCCCGCUGGAGAUCCGGUCGUCGGGGCAGAGCGUGGUGGUGUGCACAAACUUGCUCUUCACUUUCGUCAUCGCCCAGGCCUUCCUCUCGAUGCUGUGUCAUUUCAAGUACGGGAUCUUCCUCUUCUUCGCCGCCUGGGUGCUGGUGAUGACCACCUUCACGCUCUUCCUCAUCCCAGAGACCAAAGGCAUCCCCAUCGAGGAGAUGGUGUUCGUGUGGAGGCGGCACUGGCUGUGGAGGAGGUUCGUCCCGCCGCUGCCGCAGGAGCUCGAGGCCAUCGAGAUGCGCAAGAGCCACGACGCCAAAGCAUGAAGGUCCUUCAUUCUUACGAAGUUUGUAGGCUCGAGGUGGAGCCACACGUAAGAAAGAAGAUCCAGCUUGAGAGCUUCCGAUGGUAUAUAGCACGACCAUGGUUUUCCCAAAUGCAUGGUUCGUUUUCUCAAAUGUACUCGUUCGCAGAAAGAAAACAAGAUUUCGAUUUUACCA
This is a messenger RNA of Selaginella moellendorffii, 2123 nucleotides long. Its product is annotated as sugar transport protein MST4. The record is from RefSeq and is a predicted model, not a curated record. Gene Ontology annotation, biological process: monosaccharide transmembrane transport. Lineage: Eukaryota; Viridiplantae; Streptophyta; Lycopodiopsida; Selaginellales; Selaginellaceae. The transcript has 3 exons. Bases 396 to 1949 code for a protein of 517 amino acids. Gene Ontology annotation, molecular function: monosaccharide transmembrane transporter activity. Gene Ontology annotation, cellular component: membrane.